AUGCAUUUCAAGAACACCUUUGUUGUUGGCGUCAUUGCCUCGCUGUCUGCUACCACCAUUGCAGCACCCGUUUUUGCUCGCUCCGAUGCUGAUGCCGCGACUGCUUACGUCGUCGACAAGCGUUCAGACGCAGAUGCUGCCACCGCUUAUGUUGUUGACAAGCGUUCUGAUGCCGACGCCGCAACAGCUUAUGUCGUCGACAAGAGAUCCGACGCGGAUGCAGCUACCGCAUAUGUAGUUGAUAAGCGCUCCGAUGCGGACGCUGCCACCGCCUACGUGGUCGAUAAACGAUCUGACGCUGACGCUGCUACCGCGUAUGUCGUAGACAAGAGAUCUGAUGCCGACGCCGCUACGGCAUACGUCGUUGACAAACGUUCAGAUGCCGAUGCUGCGACUGCCUACGUCGUCGAUAAACGCUCUGAUGCCGAUGCGGCCACCGCCUAUGUCGUCGAUAAGCGCUCAGACGCGGAUGCCGCAACUGCGUACGUUGUGGAUAAGCGCUCCGACGCUGAUGCUGCCACAGCCUACGUCGUUGACAAGAGAUCGGAUGCUGAUGCCGCUACCGCGUACGUUGUUGACAAGCGCUCUGAUGCCGAUGCUGCCACUGCCUAUGUCGUUGACAAGCGAUCUGAUGCCGAUGCUGCCACCGCUUACGUUGUUGACAAGCGAUCUGAUGCUGAUGCUGCUACCGCAUAUGUGGUUGACAAGCGAUCUGAUGCCGAUGCCGCUACCGCGUACGUUGUUGACAAGCGCUCUGAUGCCGAUGCUGCUACUGCCUACGUCGUCGACUAA
[Torrubiella] hemipterigena is the source of this 792-nucleotide messenger RNA. The record is from the annotation of a GenBank genome assembly. Lineage: Eukaryota; Fungi; Ascomycota; Sordariomycetes; Hypocreales; Clavicipitaceae.